Cavia porcellus (domestic guinea pig) is the source of this 2330-nucleotide messenger RNA. RefSeq names its product lipase family member K (gene Lipk). Gene Ontology annotation, biological process: lipid metabolic process. NCBI's taxonomy places the organism in Eukaryota, Metazoa, Chordata, Mammalia, Rodentia, Caviidae. The record is from RefSeq and is a predicted model, not a curated record. The coding region runs from base 566 to 1759 and encodes 397 amino acids. Gene Ontology annotation, molecular function: hydrolase activity, acting on ester bonds. The transcript is spliced from 11 exons.
GUGGGAAAGAAGAAAGCAGUAGCUAGGACUUGGUAAUAGCACUAGCUGUGCUGGCAAGUGAGUAGAGAGGGAUGAGACACUUCCCAGAGAUGCUUGUACGAUGGGUUCAUUGAAACCAUCUUUGGGUGUAAAAUUAUUUUCUGAGCACAGCAUCUCUACUCUGUCGAGAAGCUCCCAAUUCAGCUGAUCCUUGAGGCAUAGAACUCAAGGACUGGAGUGGCAGGAGCAGGGAUUUUAGUUCCAUUAUCACUGUCUUGUCAUCACUGGCUAAGAACUUACCUAACAAGACUGCCUGGCAGCAUCCAUUAUAUUUAAAGCCAUGAUUAAUCUGCCCUCAGUUGAGAAAUUUCUGGUUGCAACAUCAUCUGAACCAUUUAGAAGAAAGCACGUUCUACUGACAGACAUCUCUGCAAGGAGCUGGAAUCAGCGUGAAGUCCUCGGGACUUGAAGACAGACUUCCAAAGAACUGAUAGAUCUGGGGCUGGUGAUAUAGUUUGGUGCAAAGGCCCUGGGUCCAAUCUACAGUAUAAAAAAGAAAAACUUCCAGUAAAUUAGUCAACUCCAAAUGUGGCAGCUUUUAGCAGCAGCAUGUUGGAUGCUUCUCCUUGGACCUAUAUAUGGUUAUGAUAAGCAAAGAAGAAGCACAAACCCUGAAGCUAAUAUGAACAUUAGCCAGAUUAUUUCCUAUUGGGGUUAUCCUUAUGAAAAGUAUGAUAUUGUGACAAAAGAUGGCUAUAUCCUUGGAACUUACAGGAUUCCUUAUGGAAGAGGAUGCCCAGAGAAAACAGCUCCAAAGCCUGUUGUAUAUUUGCAUCACGGCUUGUCUGCAUCUGCCAGUGACUGGAUUUGCAACCUGCCCAACAACAGCUUGGCUUUCCUUCUAGCAGACAAUUGUUAUGAUGUGUGGUUGGGGAACAGUCGAGGAAACACCUGGUCUAGAAAGCACCUGAAACUGUCACCCAAAUCAUCAGCAUUCUGGGCUUUCAGUUUGGAUGAGAUGGCUAAAUAUGACCUUCCAGACACAUUUGAUUUAAUCACAAAGAAAACCGGACAAGAGCAGCUCUUCUACGUGGGCCACUCUCAGGGGACCACCAUAGCUUUCAUGGCAUUCUCUACAAAUGCAGAAUUGGCUAAAAGGAUUAAGAUAUUUUUUGCACUAGGACCAGUUGUCACUGUGAAAUAUACUCAAAGUCCACUGAAAAGAUUUUCAAAAUUUUCCAGACCAGCCAUUAAGGCAUUGUUUGGUGAUAAAAUGUUCAGCCCUCACACACCACUCGAGCACUUCAUUGCCACAAGGGUGUGCAGUAAGAAGAUAUUCCAUUCCAUAUGCAGCAAGUUCCUAUUUAACCUAGUUGGAUUUGAUAUAAGAAACUUAAAUAUGAGUCGCUUGGACGUUUAUAUGUCACAGAAACCUGCAGGAACGUCUGUGCAGACCAUGCUGCACUGGGCCCAGAUUUUAAAUUCUGGUCAACUUCAAGCAUUUGACUGGGGAGAUCUUGAUCAAAACAUGAUUCACUUCCACCAGAUUACACCUCCUUUAUACAACAUCACUAAAGUGGAAGUUCCAACAGCAAUAUGGAGUGGCGGACAGGAUAUUGUGGCUGAUCCUAAGGACAUACAGCAUCUAUUACCUAAAGUUGCCAACCUUAUUUACUACAAAAUGAUUCCACACUACAAUCAUAUGGAUUUUUACCUUGGAGAGGAUGCGUACCAGGAAAUUUACCAAGACUUAAUUAGACUGAUGAAAGAAUGUUUAUAAAAUUGAAUACAUUUCCUUUCUUUAGGCAAGUGAGUUUUUAUAAUAAUAAUGAGGUGGCUAGAUCUAAAGGUAAUCCUCAAUAAUUUUGACCUUCUGCUAUUUUCUGUCCUUUCAGUGAUAUUAUGAUUUGAGUCUUACUUCUAGCCAACAGAAUAGCAAAAGUGGUAGACACAUAAGUUACAAUAUAUAUGAAAGGUGAUGGGAUGUUAUUCCCUAAUUAUAUUUCAUUAUAUGGUAUCACACACAUGCCUAUAAUUCCAUCACUCUGGGAGGCAAAAGUAGGAGCAUUGUAGGUUUGAACCCAACAUGGGCAAUUUAGUGACUUAGCAAGGCCUUGCGUUAAAAUUUUAAAAGAUGCUGAUGCAGCCCAGUGUGAAGGCUCAUAGUUCAAGCCUUAGUACUGAAAAAAUACAUCAGAGUAGACUGGAACAACAAAUUGUCCUUGUUGGCCUGAUGAAACAAAUAGAUGUAAUCAGGAAGCCGACUCUUCAAAGGAUGGUGUGUGGCUUUUAGAGCCUUCAUGCUUUUAAGCAGAAUAACGCAGGGCUCCCAGACACACGGCCGCGGAAAA